AACUGAUCCCACCGAACCUCCAUCACCCAGCCCACGACAGAGACCUUGUCCCGUCGCAACCUCUUCCUCCCGGAGUCUCAAGUCGCGCGGCCUUCGGCUCCAAGCAGACAGGUCCUCCGUGCUGUGCUCGUCCCACAGGCUGGAGUUCAAUACCUGUUUCGCUGCCAUCCGACAGUCUCCGCAUUUGUACGCUGCCACGCGUCCAGAGCCAUCUUUCCAAUUGUCACCACUCAGAGCUCCUAGGGACGGUGUUUAGUCGUGUUCGUUGACUUCACCGUCAAUACUGGAAUGAAAUCUUUGGUGCGCAGCCCAAAUCGAACAAUUCAUUCCUCCCAGUACUCUCCACUUCGCAUGCAGAGCCGGAAUCAUGAGGUUCCUUGCGUGGCGCUUUGGCCGACAGGAGUCUGUCCAUGAUUAUGCUGGUGUGCUGGUGCCUCUGGAAGAGGCCCAUCUUCACAGCCAUUCUGCUCGGUCAGGCAAGUCUGAGUUCGAGGAGCCGCCAAACGAGUACGACCCGGCUGCAGUGGAAGACGGCUCUCACGACGCAGUGGACAAGGAUGACGAAGACGAAGGUACUGGCAUGCUACAGAUGAGUGCUGCCGAGUACACAAUCGAGGGGCUUCGGAGAGAAAUCCGCAGGGGUGGCGAGCGUGGUCAUCAGUGGACCAGCUAUGAGCUCAAGUCCAAGCUCAUCAACAAGGCCAUCCAGGAUAUCGGAAUGGGCCGAUAUAACUGGCAACUAUUCAUUCUGUGCGGGUUUGGCUGGUUUGCAGACAAUCUGUGGAUGCAAGGCGUUUCCUUGACACUCCCUUCGCUGUCGCAAGAAUUUGACAUUUCCGAAAAGACGGUUCGGUAUACAACCAGCUCAUUGUUUGCAGGUUUAUGCUUGGGUAGCUUCUUCUGGGGCAUGGGAGCGGACAUUAUCGGCAGGCGUAUCGCGUUCAACGCAACGCUCCUCAUCACAGGCAUUUUCGGCAUUUGGGUAGGCUACGCCUCCAGCUGGGGUGGCGUCUGCUUUCUGUACGCAUGCAUGGGCACUGGCGUCGGCGGCAACUUGCCUGUAGACGGGGCUGUGUUUCUGGAAUUUCUUCCCGAAGCCUCAAGUUCAUUGCUGACGCUAUUGUCCGUCUGGUGGCCCGUGGGUCAGUUGUGCUCGUCUUUCCUGGCGUGGUACUACAUCACGCAUUAUGCCGUCGAGACGGGCUGGCGGUAUUUCGUCAUUUCCAUCGGUGUCAUCACUGUGGUUAUGUUCGUCCUCCGCUUCUUCCUCUUUCACCUUUUUGAAAGUCCCAAGUUCCUCCUCAGCAAAGGACGGCAAGCAGAAGCCGUUGCGGUGGUUCACGGGAUAGCUUACCGCAAUGGCAAGAAAACAUGGCUGACAGAGGAAAUCCUUGAUGCCGUGGUGGACGGGGAUCGACGGGCUCACGAACCCGUGCCUCAGGUCUCCAUCGUCAGCAUCAUCAGGAAGAACCUGACCUCCAUGUCUCUGAGCCACAUCCGGCCACUCUUUGCCAACCCGCUCCUCGCCCGCACCACAGUCCUCAUCUGGUUCUGCUGGGCAUCCAUCGGCAUGGGCUAUCCACUUUUCAACGCCUUCCUGCCUCAGUACUUGUCCCAUGGCGGCACGGACAGCGCUCCCACCGUCGCCGACGAAGGCACCCCGACCUCCCCGGAAGCAUACCGAAACUACUUCAUCAUGUCCGCCGUCGGCGUCCCGGGGAGCCUACUAGCCGCGUACUCGGUUGACCAGCCCUCGCCUUACCUGGGGCGCAAGGGCACCCUGGCCAUCUCGACGCUCGUCUCGGCCCUCUUCCUCUUCCUGUUUGUCAUGUUCGGCACGACCUCGUCCCUGCAGCUCUUCUUCACCUGCGUCGAGGCCUUCUGCCAGAACAUCAUGUACGGCGUGCUAUACGCCUUCACGCCCGAGAUCUUCCCGGCCCCCGUCCGCGGCGCGGGCACCGGCGUCGCAAGCUUCCUCAACCGUGUCACGGGGCUCAUCGCUCCCAUCCUCGCUGCUAAUGUCCCUGGCGACGGGACUACGAUGCCUAUAUAUCUGUCCGCGAUUCUGAUCUUGUCGGCCUUUGUCGGGAUGGUGUUGAUCCCGAUUGAGACCAGAGGUCGUCAGAGACUGUAGUAGUAC
Microdochium trichocladiopsis is the source of this 2140-nucleotide messenger RNA. Its product is annotated as sugar transporter. Bases 368 to 2134 code for a protein of 588 amino acids. The record is from RefSeq and is a predicted model, not a curated record. Gene Ontology annotation, molecular function: transmembrane transporter activity. Gene Ontology annotation, biological process: transmembrane transport. NCBI's taxonomy places the organism in Eukaryota, Fungi, Ascomycota, Sordariomycetes, Xylariales, Microdochiaceae. The transcript has 4 exons.